GAAGUGACGCACAGCCCUGGCCGGCGGCCGCCCAGCCCCCGCUUCCUUUCACGCUGUCGGUGUCCGUAGGUGGUCGUGGCCGCCUUACCCUUCGGGAGGUGGCGGCGGCCAGUAAUGCCCGGAAAACUCCUCUGGGGGGACAUCAUGGAGCUCGAGGCGCCCUUGGAAGAGUCCGAGAGCCAGAAGAAGGAGAGGCAAAAGAGUGAUAGAAGGAAGUCAAGGCACCAUUAUGAAUCAGAUGAGAAAACAGAAACAAGAGAAAAUGGUGUUACAGAUGACCUGGAUGCUCCCAAGCCCAAAAAAGCUAAAACAAGAGAGAAGCUAAAUGGAGACACUGAAGGAGGACUUAGUAGACUUUCCGAUGAAUUCUCCCCAUCUCAUAAGUCCAGAAGAAAAGACGUACCAAAUGGAGAUGUUGAUACCUAUGAAAGAAGGUCAAAGCGAGUGUCAUCCUUAGAAAAUUCUACUCAUAAAUCAAGUGAUAAAGUGGAGGAGACUCUAACACGUGAACAAAAGGAAGGAGCCUUCUCCAAUUUCUCCAUUUCUGAGGAGACUAUAAAGCUUCUGAAAGGUCGAGGGGUAACAUAUCUCUUUCCUAUUCAAGUUAAAACCUUUGGUCCUGUAUAUGAAGGAAAAGAUUUAAUUGCUCAAGCCCGGACAGGAACAGGAAAGACAUUCUCUUUUGCCAUACCCUUGAUUGAAAGGCUCCAAAGAAAUCAAGAAACAGUUAAAAAAAGCCGCUCACCAAAGGUACUUGUUUUGGCUCCAACAAGGGAACUGGCAAAUCAAGUAGCCAAAGAUUUCAAAGAUAUAACUAGAAAACUCAAUGUGGCGUGUUUUUAUGGUGGAACAUCAUAUCAAAGCCAAAUUAAUCACAUUCGGAAUGGUAUUGACAUCCUUGUUGGGACCCCAGGGCGUAUCAAAGACCAUCUGCAAAGUGGCCGUUUGGAUCUUUCGAAGCUGCGCCAUGUUGUGCUUGAUGAAGUAGAUCAAAUGUUAGAUUUAGGUUUCGCUGAACAAGUUGAAGAUAUUAUUCAUGAAUCCUACAAAACUGAUUCAGAAGACAAUCCUCAGACCUUACUUUUUUCUGCAACUUGCCCACAGUGGGUAUACAAAGUUGCAAAAAAAUACAUGAAAUCCAGAUAUGAACAGGUUGACCUUGUUGGAAAAAUGACUCAAAAAGCUGCAACCACUGUGGAACAUUUGGCUAUCCAGUGCCAUUGGUCUCAGAGACCAGCAGUUAUUGGAGAUGUCCUUCAGGUCUACAGUGGAUCUGAAGGGAGGGCUAUUAUCUUCUGUGAGACUAAGAAGAAUGUAACUGAAAUGGCCAUGAAUCCACACAUAAAGCAGAAUGCCCAGUGUUUGCAUGGAGACAUUGCACAGUCACAAAGAGAAAUUACCUUGAAAGGCUUCAGAGAAGGUAGUUUUAAAGUUCUGGUGGCAACCAAUGUGGCUGCCCGUGGCUUGGACAUUCCUGAGGUUGACUUGGUGAUUCAGAGUUCCCCUCCACAGGAUGUUGAAUCCUAUAUCCAUCGCUCUGGACGUACAGGUAGAGCUGGCCGGACAGGAAUUUGUGUAUGUUUUUAUCAACCAAGAGAAAGAGGACAACUGAGAUAUGUGGAACAGAAAGCAGGAAUUACUUUUAAACGUGUAGGUGUUCCUUCUACAAUGGAUUUAGUUAAAUCUAAAAGCAUGGAUGCCAUCAGGUCUCUGGCCUCUGUUUCUUACGCUGCUGUUGAUUUCUUCCGACCAUCAGCUCAAAGACUGAUAGAAGAGAAAGGGGCCGUGGAUGCACUGGCUGCAGCGUUAGCUCACAUUUCUGGUGCAUCGAGCUUUGAGCCACGAUCUUUGAUCACCUCUGAUAAGGGGUUUGUGACCAUGACUCUGGAAAGCCCAGAAGAAAUACAGGAUGUCAGCUGUGCUUGGAAAGAGCUUAACAGAAAGCUGAGUAAUAAUGCUGUGUCUCAAGUAACCAGAAUGUGCCUCCUAAAAGGAAAUAUGGGUGUUUGCUUUGAUGUUCCUACAAGUGAAUCAGAAAGACUUCAGGCAGAGUGGCAUGAUUCAGACUGGAUACUCUCAGUGCCAGCCAAAUUACCAGAAAUUGAAGAAUAUUAUGAUGGAAACACAUCUUCUAAUCCCAGACAGAGGGGUAGCUGGUCAGGCGGCAGGUCUGGCCGUUCAGGCCGGUCUGGUGGUCGAUCUGGUGGCCGAUCAGGUAGACAGAGUCGACAGGGGAGUCGGUCAGGAAGUCGACAAGAUGGUAGAAGACGAAAUGGGAACAGAAAUCGAUCAAGAAGUGGGGGCCAUAAACGGAGUUUUGACUAAGUGUUUGAUCCUUAAUCUUCCAGUGUGAGCUUGCCUAUAUCUGUCUAAUCAUGUAUAUUACUCACCAAAAAUUAGGUCAUCAUAGUUGAGGUAUUUGUCUGUAAUUUGCAAAGAAGUUGGUCGUAUUUUUUUAAAAAGUAUUUCACAAGAAUGGUUGUAAACAAAUCUACUUACCCAGCUAUACCUUUGAAUUAAAAAAAGCCCCUUUUAUUGUCUGUUUUCA
This is a messenger RNA of Mesocricetus auratus (golden hamster), 2548 nucleotides long. RefSeq names its product DExD-box helicase 50 (gene Ddx50). Gene Ontology annotation, molecular function: RNA binding; ATP binding; RNA helicase activity. The record is from RefSeq and is a predicted model, not a curated record. The transcript has 15 exons. NCBI's taxonomy places the organism in Eukaryota, Metazoa, Chordata, Mammalia, Rodentia, Cricetidae. Bases 115 to 2325 code for a protein of 736 amino acids.